Molecule: messenger RNA, 2342 nt
Organism: Desarmillaria tabescens
Lineage: Eukaryota; Fungi; Basidiomycota; Agaricomycetes; Agaricales; Physalacriaceae
Product: PIN domain-like protein
Exons: 7
Coding region: 236-1927 (563 amino acids)
Cellular component (GO): nucleus; cytoplasm
Molecular function (GO): DNA binding; 5'-flap endonuclease activity; 5'-3' exonuclease activity
Source: RefSeq, a predicted model, not a curated record
UCAUAUCAGCUCCUCGUCAAUGCCUAUCUGAUUAAAUACUCAUCUGAGCGAGAUACCAAUUACCUGGGAGAUCCGGAAUGCAUCACUGCAUGGCGUUGGGUUGGAAUACAAAAUUGAAUAUUGAAAAAAAAAAAAAUGCGAGUCUGGACUGACCAAAGACUGACAAAGACAGAUGAGAGUCUUCGGACCGAGACAUCCAUCUGUUGUGACGUCACUACCACGCCGUUAGCACGUGAUGCAAAAUUUCGAAAAUCCUUGCUCUUCAACGGUGAUGGGCGUUCUGGGUUUGACACCUUUUCUUCUGAAAACAUGUCCUGAAGUCAUUAAAACGCUUCCAAAUCGACUCGAAGAACUCAAGGGUAAACGUAUUGUUAUUGAUGGAACGCUCAUUACCCAGCGCCUGCACUUUGUCCCUAUUCCGCAUCCAUAUCGACAUGUCUUGGGUUGGUAUCGCAUCGCCAGAGAAUUGCAGGAUAAUGAUAUCGAAGCGGUCUGUGUAUUUGACGGAAAGGAGCGAAACAUAGCGAAAGCCCGAGAGGCCCUUCACAGGAAAGAGAUGAGAAGACGCGACAUGGCACGCGAAGCCUUUGAAAAUGAACGCCUGAAACGUUUGGAUAGCCUCGGAAGUCUGUUGACAGACUUUACAAAUGUACCUUUGGAUUCAAGAAAACACCUUUUCGAAGUCAUUCAAGAAACACCGCCGUUGGAAGGAGCCCAACCCCCAAAGCUCGAAAUUGUUCAAGCAGAUGAUACUGAAACUGAGUGGAACGAUGCAGAGACAUUUUCACCAUCCAUGACCUACGAAACUAUUCCUCAUGUAACGGAAACCACGCCGGAAGAUACAUCAGAGAGAACCGAAACAUACUCUGCACCUGAUAUCACACCGGAGCCUCAACCUACGCCCGCUGAUACGCGUCCAUCGACGUCUGAUCUUGGGGUUGUCCGCUCGGAUAGUGCAUCAUCAUCACCUGUGCAGGAUCCUAAUGGAUCAUCAGCUAAAUCACAGGGUGAAAGCGUCGCUGAUUCCAUGAUAUCACUCUUUCGCAACUUCCGGAAUAGCAUACCAAAGCUGGCCUCCCUUAACAGAGCUUCUCCUGAAGAGGCGCCGAUCGAUGAAUCGGAAGAGCGGACUGAAGUUUUUAUGACCAAGGGUCAGUACGAACUGACCCUUGAAGAAGGAAAAGUCUGGGGCAAUCUGGUUGCUGAUGAAUGCAAAGAGGCCUCCAUGCACGACGAGGUGUUCAAGAUAUAUCAAAAGAGCACAGUGCUGUUUGAAUCUUACGCACGGAGAACACGUCCACCGACGGCUCAAAAUUACAUAGAGUGCAGAGAAAUUCUCGAAGCUAUGGGCAUUGCGUGUAUCGAAAGCGAAGGUCCCUAUGAGGCUGAAGCUCUUGCUUGCGCUCUGGUCUCUCAUGGUUUCGCCGACUAUGUCGCAAGCGAAGACACUGAUGUCAUCAUCUACGAAGUACCUCUCAUUCGAAAUAUCACCAACCAGGCAGGACCACUUAUAGUAGUCUCUGGAUCUGAUGUCCGUAAAGGCCUACAGCUCUCUCGGACGAGUUUCGUCGAUUUCGCUCUCCUCUUGGGUACAGACUUUUCCGAGCGCAUCAAGAACAUUGGGCCCGUGCGUGCCUACAAAUUUAUCAGGGAGCACGGUACGAUCGAAGGAGUGGUUACAAACGAGACCAAGUACCGACAUCGCCUAGAGCCCGAUGCAUACCUGGAGCAAGUCCGGGUGGCACGAGGUAUUUUCGAGACGUUGCCGCCUAUCCCCAAAAAUGCGAUGCUCAAGGGGAAAAGGGACGACAACAAGACGGUGGUCAUAUUGCAAAAAUAUAAACUGAGCCGCGAGAUUGAUCCAAAUUGGAAUUAUUCGACCGCGCUGUCGGGGAAUUUCUUCCAGGAUAAUCCGAGUGCGUUUUGAAGUUGCGGGCAUGACUUUUCUGGACUAUCUAGAGGUCACAUACACUUACAUUCCUGUGUCCAUUAGAUGUUGUACAGAUUUGACGCGAAGUGCGUAAUUCGUACAGCAGUCAAUAAGUCACAAGGAUAUAUUUUGAGAAAAGAAGCAACUGCAGCUCCUAAGGGAAUCGUGUCCGUGACGUUAAAUUGGCAGAUGGCAAGCAACAAAUCAGAAAAUCAGAAUGUGUUGAUUACAUAGCUGUGUUGCCAUUCUGUGCGCUGGGCCUCUGGGAGCGGGGCAGGUUAGAAGCGAUGCCGAUGUGACCGAUGUGUCGGCUCCGGACUCCGAUGCAUGGUGUGAUACCCACCGGCACAGCAUGCGAUGCAACCUUUUUGCGAAACCACGAAUAGGAACCGCAGCUUUCAGUGGCAGUGGG